CAACACCACCUUGUAUAAAUUCGCCUUGAAUACGCCUCUGUUUAGCACGAACGCUUUUCCUACACCAGAACAGACCUAACAGGCUUUAAUUGUGUACUAGUGGAGAUAUGAAGAAGAAGAAUAUAAUUUUGUUUACCUGAAUUCUUUUGUCUCUACCGAUUAAACUUUAUUCAAUUUGGAAAAGUAAUAAACCGUAAAUCAUAAUCGUUUUAAAAAUGCCGUAUUGCUGUGUGCCUGGUUGCGAAAGAAUCAAAAGAGCUAACAAUAGACGUUUCUUGUUUAACUUUCCCAAAAAGGAAGAAUUAUUGCAAAAGUGGCUUGAAGCAAUACCAAGUCUUGAGAGACCAAUAAAAACUUCAUGCCGGGUGUGCCAACAUCAUUUCGAACCUAAUGACAUUCUAGGAGCAUACAGUCACACAAUUGGCGGAAAAAAGUAUCUUAUAGAAAGGGAGAGAGCAAGAUUGAAACCAAAUGCUGUGCCUACCACAAAUUUAGGAAAUUCUUUACCAGUGAAUGGAGAAAUAAAAUUAAAACGUGGCAAAACGGCCCGUAAAGCAAGUACCUUACAUAAAGACGAGAUCGCAUCUGACAACAAUGGUAAACCACCUCGCAUUCCCGAAACGGUUGAAAUUUUGAGAGUUGAACAAAUAUGUGAAGAGAUAGUUAAAGAUGAAAUCACCUCUCACAACAAUGGCAAACCACUUCGCAUUCCCGAAACGGUUGAAAUUUUGAGAGUUGAACAAAUAUGUGAAGAGAUACAUAAAGAUGAAAUCACCUCUCACAACAAUGGUAAACCACUUCGGAUUCCCGAAAUGGUUGAAAUUUUGGAAGUUGAACAAAUAUGUAAUGGAAAUAAUGUAAUCCUAUGUUCGCAGCAAAUAAGGCAGUCAGAUAUUGAAAAACCAGAAAACUCUUACGAAGGCAUAAAAUUACAUUGCGAUGAUUUUACGAUCGCCGAUGACUGCGGUAACAGAUCAAGUGCUCGCAAUAAAGUUGGCAUCUUACAAGUACCAGAAAUCGAAGGUAGUAAUCUUAGCGCAAACCGAACAAAAUCUCCAACAUCAACAGCCAGCGAAUCUUUCGACCUUUUCGAUAGCGUUUUCGAAGUGGUUUUACCGACCACACUCUGGGGUGUACAUCGCUCCCCUAAUCAAAAACGUAUAAUGUUCGUAUGUAUAGAUGAUGAGGAACUAAAUAUAAACAAAAUGUUGACCGUCAAUGACACAGGUGAAAUCAAAACAUAUUUAGCAAAGCGAUUAAUCAGCGAAGAAUGCUGGCCGACAAACGAUCUAACUCCAGACCGCAUUUCAGAAAUGCUGGAAGAAUUAGAUGUAAUGCAAAUAU
Molecule: messenger RNA, 1344 nt
Organism: Rhagoletis zephyria (snowberry fruit fly)
Lineage: Eukaryota; Metazoa; Arthropoda; Insecta; Diptera; Tephritidae
Molecular function (GO): sequence-specific DNA binding
Source: RefSeq, a predicted model, not a curated record